AUGCCCGCACUGACCAACCACGCCCGCACUGACCACGCCCGCACUGACUACGCCCGCACUGACUACGCCCACACUGACCACGUCCGCACUGACCACGCCCACACUGACCACGUCCGCACUGACUACGUCCGCACUGACUACGCCCGCACUGACCAUGCCCGCACUGACCACGCCCACACUGACCACGUCCGCACUGACCACGCCCGCACUGACUACGCCCGCACUGGACCUCGAGAGUCAAGCCAGUUCCUGCAGUACGUCACGGAUAAGCUGCAGUUCUCCAAGCUGCCUGCGGAGGUGCCGGUGAUGUUCCGGGUGGUGGAGCUGCCGCAGAAUCACCACAUGUGCAAAGUCAAGUCUCUCAACAAGGGAGACGCCAAUUCUGAAGUCACCGUCUAUUAUCAGUCGGGCCCCAAGGCUUUACGGGAGCAUACUUUGAUGGAGCUGUUGGUGAUGCACAUGGAAGAGCCCUGCUUUGACUUCCUCCGCACAAAAGAAACCUUAGGGUACCACGUCUACCCCACGUGCAGGAACACCUCAGGCGUGCUCGGCUUCUCCGUCACCGUGGAGACGCAGGCCACCAAGUUCAACUCUGAGUUUGUGGAGUCCAAGAUCGAGGAGUUCCUGGCGUCUUUCGGGGAGAAGCUGGACGCGCUGACCGAGGAGGCCUUCAGCACUCAGGUGACAGCGCUGGUGAAGCUGAAGGAGUGCGAGGACACACACCUGGGGGAGGAGGUGGACCGCAACUGGGCCGAGGUCCUGACCCAGCAGUAUGUGUUUGACCGUCUGCAGAGAGAGAUCACUGCCUUGAAGCAGAUGACGAAGGCAGAGCUGGUGUCGUGGUUCCAGGAGCACCGAGGCCCGAGCAGCCGCAAGCUCAGCGUCCACGUGGUCGGCUUCGGCGCUUCAGAGCAGGACGCAGAGGGAGGAGCGGAGAGGGGCAAAGGAGACCGCGACGAGGAGGAGGACGACGAGAGCGGCUCCACGUACGGAGAGGUGUCCAGGCUCUGCUACCUGCCCCCCUCGGCCAGGACCCCCAGUGCCAACGCCAUCAUGGACAUUCACGCCUUCACCAAGGACCUGCCCCUCUUCCCCUACCACAAAAUACUGGAAUGA
This is a messenger RNA of Knipowitschia caucasica, 1116 nucleotides long. The record is from the annotation of a GenBank genome assembly. Lineage: Eukaryota; Metazoa; Chordata; Actinopteri; Gobiiformes; Gobiidae.